GGCAGAUAGGUAAUUCAGCGCACUUCGUGUGAAAAUUUCUUGUGAUCUAAAUUUUAUUUUACUUCUUUUUAAUUCCAUAAUGCAUGUGCGUGUAAGGAUAUUUGGAAAGCCGGAUACUAUUGUAGUGGUAGAGUCUAAAUUGACUAAGAUAGACCAGUUUCGUAAAAUCGUUAGUGAAAAAUUCAAUGUAGCGCCAAAGUUGCAACGAUUGUUUUAUGGUGGGAAAUUGCUAGAAAAUGGCUAUACAUUCCACGAUUACAACAUAAAGCUUAAUGAUGUCAUUCAGCUUAUGGUUAAGAUUCAACCAGACGCAGGAUCAGACAAUGAAAAGUCUGAAACCAAGAAGAAUGAACAUGUUGACAAAGAAAAAACUGAGAAUGAAAAAAUAAUUUAUACAGAUUCUGUGAGUACCCUUUACACCAUAGGAGACCUUAUUGAUAUGAGGGAAAAGGAACAAGGAGCUUGGUUAGAAGGAAAAAUUGUUAGGAUAGUUCAUCAACCUGGUUCUGUUAACUGUGAUACUAGCAAAAGUAAUAAUGAAGUGAAUUCCGAUGCUAAUGAUAGCAAAAGUAAUUCAGAUAAAGAGAGUGAUCUUGAGAACAAACCACCAGAAGAAGAAAGCCCCGAAAAUAAAGCCAAAAGGAAAGGCAUAGCUAGGUACUUUUCCAAAAGUCCUAAGAUUGUAAAGAAAAAAUUACCCAAUAAAGAAAGUAAUGGAAAAAUAGACGAUUCAAUGUUGCUGUACAAAGUUCAACUAGAUGCAGAUGAAGAAGAUUCAAAUCUGUAUUGCGUACUGAAGGAUAUAAGGCCAAGGGCACGGACCAUUGUCGAUGUAGACGACUUGAAAGUUGGACAUACAGUCAUGCUCAACCACAACACCGAUGAGCCCCUGGAAAAAGGUUAUUGGUAUGACUUCAAAGUAAAUGAAAUCAAGAAGCUAAGGGCAAGUUAUGAGUUGGUUGGGACCCUCUAUUUGGGUGCUGAAGCUGUUCCCCAGGACGACACUAAAGUAAAAAUUCAUGAUAAGAUAUUUGUCAUAGAAGAAGUAGUGCCAUUAUCAGAAAGAAGUGAUGAAUACAAGAAAAUGAUGACAACGCCACCUGAAAAAAGAUCAGUACCCUUGAAUUGUUUGACCUGUCGAGAUGACGAAGAGGCUCCAUGUAAAGACUGUGGCUGCUAUUUAUGCUUGGGAAAAGAAUUCCCUGAAAAGAUAGUAUUAUGUGAUGAAUGCAAUAAUGGGUACCAUAUGAAUUGCCUGUCACCACCACUGAAAGAGUUACCCGAGGAAGAUUGGUACUGUCCAUCAUGUAAAAGAGACCCUAAUGAUGUUGUUGCUCCCGGGGCAGCCAAGCAAAUGAAGAAGAACACUGGCUCUAAGAGCAAUAGAGAUUGGGGACGGGGAAUGGCUUGCGUUGGUAAAACCAAAACUUGUGCGAUGCCUCCUAACCAUUUUGGACCCAUUCCUGGAAUUGAAGUCGGCAUGUGUUGGAGAUUCAGGAUACAGUUAUCGGAAUCGGGCGUACACCGCCCUCCAGUGUCGGGCAUCCACGGGCGCGACGUGGAGGGCGCGUACAGUAUCGUCCUAUCGGGCGGGUAUGAAGACGACGUGGACAGAGGCAACGAGUUCACGUACACGGGCAGCGGAGGCCGGGACCUUUCCGGGAAUAAACGCACCGCCGAGCAGUCCUGCGACCAGACGCUUACCAGGGAGAACAAAGCCCUAGCUCGCAAUUGCGCCGUGAAGGAAAUCAGCGAAAAGGGCGGUGAUGCGGGGGACAACUGGCGCAGCGGCAAACCCGUACGAGUGGUGCGCUCCUACAAAAUGUUGAAGCAUUUCCCAAAAUACGCUCCAAAGGAAGGCAUACGCUACGAUGGUAUAUACAAAGUGGUUAAAUACUAUCCGGAGAAAGGUCUUUCCGGAUACCGGGUGUGGAAGUAUCUUCUAAGGCGCGACGACCCCAGUCCCGCGCCGUGGGAGCCUGGCGCUAAGGAAUUCCAAAUUGUGUACCCCGACGGAUAUUUAGAAGCUGAAGCAGAGAAGAAAGCUCUCAAAGAGAAGAAGGAGAAGAAAGAGAAGACCGGUAAGAAGAACAAGAAGCGGGCACUGCGUGAGAGCAACCAGACAGAGUCUGAGAACGAAGCAUCUCCACCCAGUAAAAAGAGGAAAACUGAAGAACAACCGAAGAAGAAAGGCAGACCUCCAAAGAACAAAAGCUUACAAGAGAGUCCUAAAGCCAAGAUCCCCAGUAUAUUCAAUAUAAAAAGUCCAAAGAGUAAAAAGGAGCAGAAAGUCGACACUAUACUCAGCACUGAAGAGAGAGAUGCGAUCAAAUCGGACACUGUUAACGCUAAACUGUGGGAGGAAUGUUUGGAAGUUUGCAACGCCAAGGGUAAAAAGGAAUUCGUCGAGCAUGUGACCCAAGUGUUCCUCUGCAUCAUAUGCCAAGAGGUGGCCGUUGGUCCAGUGACCACACCAUGCUUACAUAACUUCUGUAUGGGCUGCAUCAAGCUAGCGUUUAAAUCCACGGGACCACAGUGCCCUUGCUGUAGGCAGAGUCUUUCCAAAUAUGAGCCAGAACCAAAUGAACAACUGAUGACUGCCCUACGUACAGUACUGACUGGAUACGACGCUGGAAAGGUGUAAGUUUAAAAAGUUGAGUUUUAAUUAAAAAAAGGCGUUCUUUUUGUUUUAAAUUUCAAAGUAUGUUUUUCCGAAGGCGUCGUAGGAUUUUUUAUUACAGCAGCCCCAAUUUAGAAUAAUUUUCAUGUGAACCCUAAAUUAGAUGAUUUGAUGAUAUUCUGUUUACUUUUUGAUUGUUAACCAUUAUGUAGAUAAUUAUAUUCCAUAAAACUUAUAAAAGUAAAUUUUAAAUACACAUUAAUUGUUUACAUACACGUACCUAUAUAAAUGGGUAAUAUAUGAUAUCUAUAUGGUAUAAGAAUAUAUUUGCCGUUGGCUUAA
Molecule: messenger RNA, 2962 nt
Organism: Chilo suppressalis (striped riceborer)
Lineage: Eukaryota; Metazoa; Arthropoda; Insecta; Lepidoptera; Crambidae
Source: the annotation of a GenBank genome assembly